ACUACUUAACCAAACACACUUGAAUGAGGCAAUUCGUCAGUUAGACAGACAGUCACUUUGUCAUAAUGACAACAGUUAGGCAACCAAAGUAAAGUACUUAAUACUUAUUGUAGCAACAAAAUAAACAAAAUACUUUUGCUUGCAUACGACUAAUCGUACGUACUACCACAACAACAAUAACAGCAACAACUAAAUAUAAUGCGAGUAAAAACAACAAUAUCAACAGUAGCAACAGCAAAAACGAAAUCAAAUCAAACGACAAAACUCGACACAAAAAGUUAGUAUGUAUGAUUUUUUGUGAGUAUAUUAUUUGCUUGUUUUGGAGACGACUUAAAAAUAACAACGACAACAACAACGUCAACAUCCACAUUAACAACAACAACAACAACCACUGCUGAGACGACAAUGGCAAUGACGUUGGAGCAUGCCACACAUACUAAGGCCAGCAGCUAGCUAGCUAGCAAACAAGCAGUCAACCAGCCAAAUAACAAAACAACGACCAAACUGCCAGUUUGCCAACCAGCCAGCCAGCAAUCCAGCCAGCCACAACAACCGCAGUCGUACCAGUUGUGGCUGCAGCAGCAGUAGCAGCGGCAGCAGCAACGGUGGCGGUGUGUUAAAAAAACAUAUGAAAUUAGUACAUUUCGUGAUUUCAACGGUGAACGACGCAACGGUAUGUAUGUUCGCGAUCGAAUGUGUUUAAUAAUCAAGUUGCGGCUGCUGCAAAACCAAUAACAACAUCUCUCCAACAACCAAAAAGAAAAAAACAAACGAAACAAAAAAAUCAAAACCCGUAAUACAACACCACUAAACGUAACCACCACCAACCAGCACCACUAAGAUCGCCAAACCAGUUAAGAUCAACCAAAAAUACAUUUUUUGGCAAAAACCAAAUCGAACUCCAACAAAAAAACACACAACACUACAUAUUUAUUACACGGCCAGCAUACACACACGCACGCCCAAACACACACACACAUACAUCCACGUUGUUGUAGUAGCAUCGUGUUGUUGUCAUUGAUAUUAGUUGUAGUCGCAAACAAGCAAUCGAAGAAGAAGAAGGUGAAGGAGGAACAAGGAAAACACAACAAGACAAAAAAAGAAAAACACUUGUUUAAAAAUAACCUGUUGCUCUUAUGAUCACAUACCACAAACAGCCAAACCAAUAACAGCAAUAUCGUGGACUACAUUCAGUUAGUCGUACCCCUUCCUCGGUCCCACACCCUUCCCCAGUACCAACACCACAACAACACAUUCCUCUCAUCUGGACUCUCUAGGACAGCUUCAAACUGUCGUCGCCACAUGAUCAAAAACUGCGUCGCAAGCGGGGGAAGAGUAUUAUGAUGAACACUGCAACAAUGUAUAACAAAGGCAACAGUUUGACCAAUAAUAACAACAACAACAGCACCUCAAACCUAAAUAUAAGCAUCAACAACAAUGGCACUACCUCGUCCAGCACAGCUAACAAUGCUAGUGGAGGAGGAGGUUCAUCAACGACCACAGAUCGUAUUGAAUGGUCACGUGCCACAAUACUGGAUUUCAUAGAAGACUAUCGGCGACAACGUGUUCUCUGGGAUCCCAAUACCAAGGGCUACCACAUUAAGCAAACCAAAUACGAGGCCCUCAAGUUGUUGGGGCAAAAGUAUGGUGCCGAAAUACGUUCAAUACGUUCGAAAAUCAAAAGUUUACGUUCCUCAUUCCAUCGUGAACAUGGCAAAGUACUCAAUGGCAGACGCAAGGGGCUCAAUUAUCAGCCAAUGUGGUUUGCAUACGAUGCCAUACGUUUCAUAUUGGACGGUGAGUCGGGAGACUCGGACGAGGCAGAGGUACAGAAAAACGAUUCAAAUAGAGAGACAACAUUGUCGGAGCCAAACAAUAAUAACAACAACAACAUCAGCAACCUUAGUAUCGAUGAGGAACUAAUGGAGGAGCGUAAAAUUUCUAGUCGUGACAUUGAACACUUCAACAAUCAUUUCUUGGCUUUAGGCUUACAAGCUCGCCAUCCUAUGGCCGUGAUAGCAGCAGUUGAAGCUGCUGCCGCUGCCUCUGCUGCUCAAGAGAGACGACGAGACGAGCAAAAGUAUGCUGCUAUCAAGCAGCAAGAGAUAGACUCUGCUACUCAACUUAAGCUGCUGGAAUUAUCAACAAAUGCAACAACUACAACAACAGCCAAUACAAAUACCAAUAACUCUAUGAACCUCACCUCCACUUCUGCAACGUUUAACCCAAUUUCGAAACCUUUUAACAGUCCAAAACCAUCAUCGCCAAUAGCCACCAAUAAUACUAAUAGCAACAACAAUAGUAGUGUCCCAAUAACAACAGCAACAUUAUCAAAUACAAAUGCAACAACAACACCGCACCAACUGUUGCCACCUCCGUCCUCGACUAGUACGUGCUCUCCGGAAAGUUUAAAUGUUUUACAUGGAUCACGUAGCUUAGAUGAAAAUUCUGCCUCUGCUUUAGCUGCUGCGACUGCAAUUCCUAGUCUUUCGAUAACGGCUGUGGCACGUAACUCUGAUUUCGAUGGCAGUGAAUACUGUAACAUUAGUGCAGAAGAUGUUAAAACUGAAAUUUUUGAAAGUGAUUCGACUGAUUUAGCAAUGCUUGAGAGCACACGCACUUCCACCCCAGUACCACUGAAUUAUCAUAAAAAUGCCACUGACUUGACAAUGAACAGAAGCAACACCAACGCCAACAAUAGCGGCAACAAUCCAGGAGGCACUGGCACAGUCGGUAGUCGCAAACGUAAGGCACAAAUGCAUUCAAACGUAAAUCACAAUGAGGAUGCACCAUCACCUUCUAAAUUAAAUCAAAAACAACAGCAACAUUCCAAUGCCAUACACUCCAGACAAUGUGAUUAUUUAAAUAGCAACAACAAUCAAAGUCCUGACGAUAACGCUGCUGCUCCUGAUGAUGAUGACGGCGACGACGAUGAAGAUGAUGGAGCUGGUUACUCCACCUCUUUCUCCCACCUGCAAACUACACUGCUCAACAGUAAUAGCAACAACGGCAACAACAACCCAACGACCAGCAACAAUGGCAAGACAAACAACUGCAGCAACAAUCCCAUCGAUGAGUAUGGAGUGUUCGGUGAAUAUGUGGCCAUAACAAUACGUAAACUUAAAACGUCCAAAGCAAAAAUUGUUGUUAAACAUUUAAUCAAUAAUCUUCUGUACGAAGCCGAAAUGGGUAAAUAUGAUCAGGGCAUAUCCUCAUGCAAAGAACCACCAGAACUCUAUAAAAUGUGAUACUGUAUAAAAAUAAAACAACAAAA
Lucilia sericata (common green bottle fly) is the source of this 3274-nucleotide messenger RNA. RefSeq lists its product as uncharacterized. NCBI's taxonomy places the organism in Eukaryota, Metazoa, Arthropoda, Insecta, Diptera, Calliphoridae. The record is from RefSeq and is a predicted model, not a curated record. The transcript has 3 exons. Bases 1341 to 3248 code for a protein of 635 amino acids.